Molecule: messenger RNA, 702 nt
Organism: Parathielavia appendiculata
Lineage: Eukaryota; Fungi; Ascomycota; Sordariomycetes; Sordariales; Chaetomiaceae
Exons: 1
Coding region: 119-595 (158 amino acids)
Source: RefSeq, a predicted model, not a curated record
UGAAAUGCAGCACUUACGAGUAGCCCUAGGCAUCGCUGCCGAGUGCCUACAUUGCCUGAGUUGCAUAGAAUUCCCGAGCGACAAUCGCCGCUCGAAGAAAUUCGAGCGCUAACAUUCCAUGGCCACCCAGCCAAUUCGCCUCGUGACUUCCUGUACUUACGCCUGUGAUGUCAGUUCACGUCUGAGAAGGGUAACAACAAAGACCAGAUCCUGCCCACAACGCGGUUGUCCCUGGCCCGCUUGGCGUCGGUCCACUUUUCCUUCCCAAAGAACUCAAUUCUUUUUCAUCAGGUCCGUCUUCGAUUGUAGAGUGAUACCUUACUGCUCGGCCGGUGAUGGCAUGGCUCGUGGAAUUCGAGUGGUAAACAACGUGAACACUGCCAAAUGCCAAUUGUUCGUUAUCUACAAGACUCGAUUCGAAUCCCUCAAACACGUGCUGGAUGGCGCGCCACGUGCGCAGGGCGCGGACAAUUUGUGGACAACCGAACAGCCUCUCGUGGUCGGGUUCACAUCCUCAUGCAGGCGAUCAUCCGUAAAAGCAUUCGGUAUCUAUACAUACCUUACUUCAAGCCCUCGCCCUGCGCAGGGAACGUGAUUGGCAGUCUUCUUCUCGUUGCUGUCUUCACGGCACUCUGACUUGGCUGCAGUUGCAAGUUGAAGGAGCUGCAACGGUCAGAUGCAACUCCAGCCGAAUCGGUGCUU